AUGGUGGCCGUCACGAAUGAAAGUUUGGAAAAGAAAUACGAGAGUGAUGCAAGGUUGAGUGCUAAUAAUAACAAUACUAGCAAUAGUAGCAAAUGCAGAGAUCUCGCUUGCUUUGCACUAUUUCUAGCGGCACUGCUGUCCUCCAAUUUCUUUAGCGUCCAACACUUUCAUGGGUUUGAUCGUUCUACAACCGAAACGGAAGCUUUGACAGCAGUGAGAAAUGGUAUUAACCCGAGCCAACAAAACACUGUAUUGGAUACAGCAACGGAAGACGCUAGUUCUGAGGAACUAAAGCCAUAUUGUUUGAAAGCCCCAUUCUAUGGCGGUACGAGCAACAAUGUCAUUGAGGUUGGGAAAUUGUUAAGAAUUCUGAAUGACGAAGGGAAACACCGAAAGCUUGGAUUGGACAAACACUGGACGCAAUGGUACAAAUCACAUUUUGAUGAGCGACCGGAUGUCCUCUUUGAUUACUAUCCCGAUGGAGGAGACUGUGAACAAGCCUACAUUGCACAAGACGCAUUCUUUUUGGGUGACAACGACUGGGACUUGUCCUAUAUUCGUCAUCUUACACCAAGUUCGGAACACCGUGACACAGCCGAAGCGAUCAUAAAAAGCUGGCCUCAUGGCAGAAACUAUAUAUCGGUACAUCGUCGAGAUCUAGAGGGAACUUGUCAUAUAUCGGCAAGGUGUCCGCUCAAUCGAAAAGAGCGAAAGGGAACAGGACGUAAAUGUGUAGAGCAGAGGGACCCCAAUGAAGCCUGCUCUGUGGAACUACGCCUUCAAGCUUGUGACAUGGAGUACAGCAUGGUUGACAAUCCCAAGAACUUGCCUGUCAUUUUGUUCACUGACCGACAGGUGCCUGAUAAAGACUCAACCUUUCCACAAAUAUUCAACGAAACAGCCCCAAUGUUUGUGGAGAUGUGGCUAAUGGCCCAGUCGCAGACACAUUGGGGAAACCCGAGAUCUUCAGUGGAUGCUGUUGUGUCUAGCUGGCGAAACGGGAUGGGAUUGGAGCCAAAGCCAUGUUACGGACCUGAUAAAAUACUCUUUCAGAUGUGA
Molecule: messenger RNA, 1059 nt
Organism: Cylindrotheca closterium
Lineage: Eukaryota; Bacillariophyta; Bacillariophyceae; Bacillariales; Bacillariaceae
Source: the annotation of a GenBank genome assembly